Molecule: messenger RNA, 711 nt
Organism: Onychostruthus taczanowskii (white-rumped snowfinch)
Lineage: Eukaryota; Metazoa; Chordata; Aves; Passeriformes; Passeridae
Product: glutactin-like
Exons: 3
Coding region: 1-531 (176 amino acids)
Source: RefSeq, a predicted model, not a curated record
AUGGGACCCUACAUCCAGUGGCUGGGGACACCGCGAGGCCGAGCCCCCGGGGGCGCUCCCCGCUCCCCGAGGGCUGCGGGACGGCAGCGGGACAGCGGCAACAGGUGGAGCGGGGACAGGAGAGCGGGGACACAGGAGAGCGGGGACACAGGAAACAGGAGAGCGGGGACGGGAGCGGGACAAGCGGGCAAGCGGAGCAGUAGGAGGAGCGGAGCUACAGGAAGAGCGGAGCCGCAAGACGAGCGGGGGCGGCAGCGGGGAACCGGAGGAGCUGCAGGAGGAGCGGGGAGGGCACCGGAGCAACAGGCGGAGCGGGGCCGGGAGCAGCGGGGCCGGGAGGAACGGAGCCGGGAGGAGCAGGACCGGGAGCAGCGGGACCGAGAGCAGCGGGAUCGGGAGGAACGGGACCGGGAGGAGCAGGACCGGGAGCAGCGGGACCGAGAGCAGCGGGAUCGGAUGGAACGGGACCCAGACCGUAGUUUUCUCGGAGCUCCACAGUCUCCUCUCUUUGAAGUUGGACAGAUACAGUAAACACAACAAAUAUAUGAUACAACCCAUCACAGCUGGAUUAAAAAAAUACACAAAAAAUAUAAUACAUAAAAAAAAAUGGAUUUUUAACAUUGUGGACUGACGCAGCUCUAAAAAUGGUGAUUGUAACCCUGGUAAGCUUUACAAAGUCUUUAAAAAAAUAAAACAGUACUUCAUGUGAAA